Molecule: messenger RNA, 2471 nt
Organism: Lampris incognitus (smalleye Pacific opah)
Lineage: Eukaryota; Metazoa; Chordata; Actinopteri; Lampriformes; Lampridae
Gene: crebrf
Product: creb3 regulatory factor
Exons: 10
Coding region: 1-2391 (796 amino acids)
Biological process (GO): regulation of transcription by RNA polymerase II; response to unfolded protein
Cellular component (GO): nucleus
Molecular function (GO): DNA-binding transcription factor activity, RNA polymerase II-specific; RNA polymerase II transcription regulatory region sequence-specific DNA binding
Source: RefSeq, a predicted model, not a curated record
AUGGCGAGACAACUCCACCAGACUACAGCAGAGCAGACCAAAAACGGGUCUAGUCUAGUUCCCAGUUCCCUUAAGUUCCUCAGGUUGAGGACAGCAGCACUUGGUGGUUGUCUCCUCCGGCAUUGCACUCCUCUGCUGGGCAAACACAGACUCACGCCACUGGGACCAGAGAGGAGACCCAGAGGUUCCCCCCGCUGGAACUUGGAGCUGUGCCUGGCGAUGCCUCAGCCCAGCAUCAGCGGGAUGGAGCCUCCCUUUGGGGAUGCCUUUCAGAACUAUUCAUUUGCUGACCAGGCCCUGACCAGCACGGAGCUGCUCGCCAGCAGCUCUGACCCGGACUUCAUGUACGAACUUGACAGAGACAUGUCCCAUAGGCAGAGCCCCCAUGGGGACAACACAGUGGGGGUAGGAGAUGCAGGGAAGGAGUUAGAGGGCUGUGUGGACCAGCUGAUGGGGUUGGGAGAGUGUGAGGCGGUCUACAGCAGCUCCGCAUUUGAACAGUGGGACUCCUACUGGGAGGACCUAACCAGAUACACACGGCUGGCCAGCUGUGACAUCUGGGGCACCAAAGAGGUGGACUUUCUUGGAUUGGAUGACUCCUCCAGUCCAUACCAGGAUGAAGAGGUGAUUGGCCGAACCCCAACUUUGGCCCAGCUCAAUAGCGAGGAUUCUCAGCCCGUGUGUGAAGCACUCUACCACCCUGCUGACUUGACCGUACUUGCACCUCAGCCACAACUUCAUCUGGCACCACCCCCCUUCCACAGUAAAAGACCUCUAGGCCUUAGCCUUGGGUGUGGUGCUGGUCCAACACGGCCCUCCCCUACUCCUUCAUCCUCAUCCCGCCCAUCCCACAGCUCUCUCCCUGAUUUCCCCGAGGGCUCCCAGAAGGCCACAUGGCCCAUCCCCUCCAGCACAGAGACUAUGGCCAAGACCCAAAACCGCCUCAGUCUCAUCCAGGACCAUGUCCAAAGUCAACCUGUGAGCCAUGUACUGGGAACGAAGAUAGCUGCCCCAUCAUCCCACAGCUCUGACUUUGUACGCAAGGCCAAAGUUCGUGUGAGCACAGCACAUAGAGCUCAGGCCGACAUACCCAGCCAGUCGGAGAUUGAGGGGUCAGGGUCACCUCUACCCCUCUCCCAGCACCAGGAUGAAAAGGCAUCCACCUCAGGCAACACCGCUCUAGUGUCUAUCCCUGCUCCUCUAGCCUGCGGCUCUGGACGCAUGUCAAACUAUGAGAGGAGGGCAGAAGGAACUGGAAAGAGGGAGUUGCCUGUAGGCUGGUCUGCAGCCAUGCCUCAGCUGGUUUCAGUCAACCAGUCCCUAGAGGGGAGUACCUCAGGGCUGGUGAGCGGCAGCGUUAGCCUGCAAGGGGCAAGUGGUGGUGUUCUGGUGGUUGAGGGCAAUGAGAAGGGCAAGGAGGAGGAGCACAACUACUCUCUGUUCCUGACCCGCGCUAGACUUGCCAGCAGAUCUCAGUCCCAGCUGGAAGAGGAGGAGGAGGAAGACGAGGAGGAAGAGGAAGAAGUGGAGGAGGAGGAAGCAGAGGGGCUAGAGCUGGAUGAUGAAGAUCAUGACGAGGGCUUCGGCAGCGAGCACGAGCUGUCAGAGAAUGAUGACGAGGAAGAGGAGGAAGAUGAAGACUACGAAGCUGACAAGGACGAUGACAUGAGUGACGCCUUCUCCGAGCCAGGCUGUGACGUGGAACUGGUAGAUGACAUCAAAGGUCUGACGGCAGGAGUUUCCAGUCGGAAGAGGGGGAAGCGCCGCUACUUCUGGGAGUACAGUGAGCAGCUCACCCCCUCCAAACAGGAGCGCAUGCUCAAGCCCUGCGAGUGGGACAGACACACACUGCCCAGCAACCUCUAUCAAAAGAAUGGCCCUCUCCACGGGAAGUACAUGAUGAAGAAGUCUCGUCGUACAGACGUGGAGGAUCUGACUCCUAAUCCACGCAAGCUGCUGCAGAUCGGCACGGAGCUCCGCAAACUUAACAAGGUGAUCAGUGACCUGACCCCUGUCAGCGAGCUGCCGCUCACAGCACGGCCUCGAUCUCGCAAGGAGAAGAACAAGCUGGCCUCCAGAGCUUGCCGUUUAAAAAAGAAGGCUCAGUAUGAAGCCAACAAGGUCAAGCUGUGGGGACUCAGCACAGAAUACGAUCGACUGCUUUUUGUGAUCAACGCCAUCAAAGAAGAAAUAGUGACACGUGUGAAGGACGCCUCUCCCCAGCCAAGCGACAUGGCUGACACGCUGGACCGACUGAUACAAGAGACACUAGUGACACCACCUGUUGCCGGGCAGACUUCAGACUUUGUCAACCAGAUCUUGGAAAACACAGGACGCGGGGAUCCCACUGGCGGAUUGAUUGGCCUGCGAGUCCCCACCUCCAAAAUCUAGACAAACCCCGUCCACUGAGAGGAGUGCGUUAAAUAUUACCACCGUGGUGUCCCGUUGUAACUAUGCCCUCCUCUGCAUGC